AUGUUGCCCCGCCUCCGGUAUAGGACCCCGGCAGCGCCUCCCCCCAUCAAGCAGCCGCUCCCACCAGCGGUGGCCCCCUCCCUGGAGCAGGCGCUCCUGCCCAGCAACGCUGCCGCCCGGAGCUACGCCGGCGACCAGUCCGUAGGCAGGCUGAAGCCGGCUUACAGGCAGGAGUACUAUCUCAUUCUUACUCUGUUUUUCCACCAGCAGAGCACCACCCAAGAUCCAUUGGGCCGUCGCCACCACUGGGACGCCCACCACCACAUGCUCGGCCACCUAGCGUCGAUCAUCACCAAGGAGCUGCUCAAUGGGCAGCGCCUGGUGGUGGUCCGCUUCGAGGAGAUUUGCAUGUCCGGCGGCCUCGUCCACCAGAAUAUGAAAUACCUUCGCUUCCUCUGCAAGAGGAUGAACACCAAGCCCUCCCACGGCCCCAUCCACUUCCGCGCCCCGGCCAAGAUCCUUUGGCGCACCAUCCGUGGUAUGAUUCCGCACAAGACCGCGAGGGGAGAGGCCGUGCUCGCCAAGCUCAAGGCGUACGAGGGCGUGCCGCUGCCGUACGACAGGACCAAGCGCAUGGUCAUCCCCGACGCGCUCAAGGUUCUAAGGCUGCAACCUAGGCACAAGCACUGCCUCCUCGGCCAGCUCUCCAAGGAGGUCGGAUGGAACUACGCCGACACCAUCAGGGAGCUCCAGGCCUAA
Molecule: messenger RNA, 699 nt
Organism: Triticum aestivum (bread wheat)
Lineage: Eukaryota; Viridiplantae; Streptophyta; Magnoliopsida; Poales; Poaceae
Product: 60S ribosomal protein L13a-like
Exons: 6
Coding region: 1-699 (232 amino acids)
Biological process (GO): translation; negative regulation of translation
Cellular component (GO): ribosome; cytosolic large ribosomal subunit
Molecular function (GO): mRNA binding; structural constituent of ribosome
Source: RefSeq, a predicted model, not a curated record